CACAAUCUCAAUGCCAAGGAUUUUACUGCGAAAACCCGUGUCAAUGCACUGAACAGUGGUUUUUCCGUCUUCGCAUUUCAGGUACUUUAGCUGAUUUCCCACACCUGAAAAUCACACCACAUUGUAGCUCAAGCAUCCCCAAAGGAUUCUCCAUACUUGCCGAUGAGAAUCUCUCUCGAAUUGAUCACUUUUAUCGCCACUGAAUCCGCAAUCAACAUUUCCACGCUUGUUUGUUUACAAAAUAACCUGAAGAUUCCGUUGACGGAUCGGCAUUUUGGCGGUGGUGAAUUUGUCCCAAAUCGUCCCAAACUGUCACUUUGCCGGGCGAACCGCGAGGCGUUUGUGGAGUGUUUGUGCUUGAAUUUUCCCCGCUUUCUGGCCAGAGACCGCAAAUCCGGCCUGAAAAUGGACUUCAAUAUGCUUGUGCAGCAAGCCCAGAGGCUGACGAAUGAGGUGCAGAGCGCGGAGGACAUCCCACAGAUGGACAGGACGCUGCCGCAAGUCCUCAUGGCAGCCCAGGAGCUCCACUCGCGGGUCACGCAGUCCGAAGUGGGCUCUCAGGACGCCCAGGCGCACAUCAUGCUGGGCUCGAAGGGCAUUGAUUUGCCGAAGAUCACACAGAAACUUGAGACGCUGAGUUCCCGGAAGACAUUCGAGCCAUUGGAUCCCAUCGCUGACACUGACAUCCAGAGCUUCCUGCGGAAUGAGAAGGAGAACGCGAUUCUCUCUGUCAUCGAGGAGGUUCACAAGGAGACUUACAAGAGCGCCCAGCAGCAGAAGUGGGAUCACAUCGUGUCGGACUGGCGGGAGGAGAAGGUGAAGCUGAUGAACGCUCUGGUGGGCUCGUCACAGGGCUGGAUAGAGAUCCAGAAGGGUCCUGAGCAGACGAUUCUCAACGAGACUUCCGUCACGGGACGCUCGUGUCUGGGCAGUCAGGAGAUGGCGUACGCCAGGGAGGUUCUGGACUACAAUCGCGUGGUGAUCGAGGGCGUGCUGCGACCGAAUCUCGUGCAGAAGUUCGCCCAAGUGUCGGAGGAGUUCAACGACGCCAAGAUCACGGAAAUGUGGGAGAUUGUGAAGUACAUGGUGAACGUGAUGCCGUCGGCCAGGAGUCAGGAUCCGCUGCGACAGCGCCAGCACAGCGGGCAGCUGAUCCAGCAGGCGAAGAAGUAUCUGGAGAAUCGCUACAAAGUCUACAUGACGACAGUCGUGUCGGAUCAUCUGCGCGAGGCGCAAUUGGGCGGAAUUCCCAACACCUUCAGCCUCGUGAGCGCCUUCGUGCGCCUCAGGUUCGGCGACAUGGACAAUCUCAACGCCAUCGGGCUCCAGGACGGGAAGAUCGAGGGCAAACCGAUCUGGCCGAUGGUUUUCUACUGUCUGCGCUGCGGCGACAUUCAGGCGGCGCUCAAGUGUCUGGAAUUCAUCAGUCCGGGCCACGAGGAUGUGAUUCAGGUGCUGGAGGAGAAGCUGCGCAAGCCCGACCAGAGGAUCAACUCGAAGCUGGAGCAGCAGAUCAAGAUGCAGUACAAGAGACAGAUCAGAAACGCCACGGAUCCCUUCAAGCGCGUGGUUUACUGCAUUGUGGCCUCGUGUGACAUUCACGAGCAGCAUCCGGACAUCGCCAAGACGUCAGAUGACUUCCUCUGGGUUCAGCUGUCGCUCAUCCAGGCAGAGGCGGAGGCCAAUCAGGAGAUUCUCACCUACGCUGGCCUGCAAACGAUGAUUCUCGAGCAGUACGGCGAGAAGCACUUCAACGCCCACGAACAGCCGCAUCUGUACUUCCAAGUGCUGGCGCUGACCGGGCAGUUUGAGGUGGCCAUUGAGUUCCUGUCCAGAUUCGAGCGCUUCCGCGCGCACGCCGUCCACAUCGCCCUGGCGCUGAAUGAGCUGGGAAUGCUGGGAGGCUCGCGAGAUGUCCGUCAGCCGCUGCUCUCCGUGGAUUCGGACGAUCCGGCGCCGCUGCGCCGCCUGAAUCUGGCACGCCUGGUCAUGCUGUACGUGAAGAAGUUCGAGAUCACCGAUCCCGCCGAGGCCAUUCAGUACUUCUUCUUCCUGCGCAAUCUGCUGGACGCCGAGGGCAGGAAUCUCUUCCUGCUCAGCAUCACCGACUUGGCGAUGGAGUGUGGCGAGUAUGACUUGAUCUUCGGCAAGAUCCAGGUGAAUGGGAUGCGCUCGCGCGGUCUGAUAGAUCAGUUCGAGUCGAUGCAGGUGGAUCCGAGGGCGGCGUGUCAGAUGGUGGCGGAUGAGCUGGUGAAGAAGGGUGUCUUCGAGAGUGCCAUCAAGAUGUACGACUUGGCGGAGAAUCACGAGCAAGUGCUCAAUUACACUUCGGUGUUGCUCAGUCAGGUGGUGAAUCAGCCCAACAAGCGAGGCUCCCUGCGCGAGAGGAUUCAAGUGGUGGCCAGAGAGAUCAAGGAGCGCUAUGACAUCGAUGAGAUCAAGUGUGAUCCCAAGAUCUUGUCCACAUUCGUCAUUCUCUACGAUCUGCUCAAGUUCUUCGAUGAGUAUCACGAGAAGAAGCAUCAGUUGGCACUCGAGACGCUGGCCAGGAUCAAUCUCGUGCCCUUCACCAUGGCGGAUCUGGACAAUUGCCUGAAGAACUUCAAAGAAUUGCGCGUGGAAGUGUGCAAAGUCUUCCCCAACAUUCUCCUGGCCACGAUGGACAUUCUCUACUCGCAGUAUCGCGCGAUAAAGAGUAAAACCACCCAGACUUCCUUCCCAGCCACCGGAGAGAAUCCCCUGAGCCGACUGCGCGAGCAGGCGAAGGCGCUGACCAGCAUGGGCGCCACGAUUCCCUACCGAAUGCCCGGCGACACCAACAAUCAGCUCGUCCAGACGGAGAUUCUCAUGCACUGAACGCGAGCUGACGCUCUUUAUUCCUCAUCUUUCUCUCAUUUUUACUUUAUUAUUUGGUUUCCUUUGGAAGUUGCCGGAUGGAUUAAAUAAGUGAAUUUGACAA
Molecule: messenger RNA, 2959 nt
Organism: Phlebotomus argentipes
Lineage: Eukaryota; Metazoa; Arthropoda; Insecta; Diptera; Psychodidae
Gene: Nup93-2
Product: nuclear pore complex protein Nup93-1
Exons: 4
Coding region: 163-2856 (897 amino acids)
Biological process (GO): poly(A)+ mRNA export from nucleus; protein import into nucleus
Cellular component (GO): nuclear pore
Molecular function (GO): structural constituent of nuclear pore
Source: RefSeq, a predicted model, not a curated record